AUGGAGAAUCCGCUGGUGGCCGUCAUCACAUCGUCGGCUGUCGAAUCUCGGGUCAGAAAACGUGGUUUCCGCUCAAUUUCACAACUAUUGCAACCAUUCGCUACACAUUCAGUCAGUGUAAGGGAUCCGUCUACAGGUCAGUUGGUGUCUGCUAAUGUCACAAUUGACUUCAAUGAUUUAAAUAAAGAGGGACACCUGCUCACAUUAUCAGUUCUACCCCACGUGCUUUUUGAGGUGCUGCGAUCGAAAUCUCAAUUAAAUGAUGCGCUUGAUAGCUUUGAAGCUGCUUUGCGGAAAUGGGCCGAACCUGCUGAGCAGGAGACAUUCCGUACAUACCUUGCCUGUAUAUUCGUUGUUGCUGGAGGAGAGGAGAAGCCAAUGAGCGAAUUGAGCAGGCUUGUGCAAGAGCAACAUGCUCAGCAGCAUUCCUCUGGAGAUUCAAAAGGGCUCACUCCAUCUCAUUGUGGUCCCCCCAGGUGGACUACUCCAAACACACUAAAACACUACUUUCUUCUGCACGACGCUGCGGAAGAUGAUGAGGCUAGGACUACUGCGGUUUUCAAUGAAAUGUGCUCUACAUAUGGGAUGGACUACUGCCAGAUGUUGCGGAUUGGUGAUGGGGUAGUUUCGGAAGAUUUGCCCGACGUUUGGCGUGAUAGCGAUGAGCUGGAUGCUAUCCUGAACGCUGGUCUACGUAGAGCUCUCCAACAUGCUGCCGCUUCAGCCAUAGCCCAUCAGACACUGGAACGGAAGCCAAGUGCCACCAGUGUAUCCACUAUCUCCCCGUCAUAUGCAGUGGUGCAGUCGUCUUGUAUUCCAUCCACGGCCCUUAACGGUUAUCCAGGAAACGGAAAAUCGCUAUCUAUAGGAGAGCACGCUAUAUCAGCUGCGGACAGAGAAGCUUUAAAAAAUGUCACUCUGAGUUUUCAACCGGAGAGCGUGGAAAUGCAGAGUCGACGGUUAGCUGACUUGGCAUUUCUGUUUGGAUUGUACUCCUUCGCCCAAUCCCAUUAUCGUUCAGUCAAAAAGGACUUCGAGCACAGCCAGGCAUGGUUGUAUCAUGCUGCUGCUUCGGAAAUGGCUGCUGUAGCACUGUACUUGUCCGACAACAAAGUCUCGCCGAAGCAGUUUCCAAAACAUUACUUCGACGCCGCGCUUGAGAACCAGCUCACCUAUUCUGGCAAGUACACAUGUGUGGUUCGCUGUGCUUUAAAUGCAUCUAUGGUAUUGAGCAAACUUUCUAUGUUCAAGGAGGCUGCGACACUUCUUUCAACCGCAUCCAGCUUGGAUAAUGAUAUGUGCGUAGCAGUAACCCAAGCACAUGCUUCCCGAAAUUUUGAAGAGGCGAAAAUGACGAGAAAAGCCGCUUUCUAUCGGAUUCUUGCUGGAAAUCGUUUUAUGAAAGCUGGACUCAAGCAGAAUGCUUUAGAAUGUUACAGUCGAGCCCUGCAAAAAUAUGCCAAUACGAAUUGGGAUUCUAUCGAAGAUCACUUAUCAACUGUCUUAUCAGCAGACACAUCUGAUAAAUCGUUAGCGGUUGCCUGCGCGAUUCGGCUGUUGAGGGAAAGCGCGAUUCAAACUGAAACUAAUCACGCUGCCUUCCUUGACAACUUCGUGGAAACAUUGACGCGUUUUGGUGUUAGCAGUGAGACAGAUCCUCUUGCUUUGCCUGUCCCUUUGCUGGAUGUACAAGCAACACGUGUGAUUUGCGGAGAACGACCGCAGUCAGAUGAUGUACCUCUCAAUAAAAGCAUUGCAUGGAUUGACAUUGAACGGGCUGCUUACCAUACAUUGGCUGGAAGUGAGGGCAUGCAACCUUUCGAUGGCCAAGAAUUGCUACCUACCCUUAAGUUUUUGCCAGAAGAAUCAAAAAAAAUGAAAUCAGUAGUACAUGCAGUGGAUGAACGGUUGCGAAUUCAUGUGGCGCAGAAGCAAUGGCCGCUCCUGGAUUUUCGAAUUGCAAGAAAAAACCAACCUCAAGUUUUCUGCGGGCAAGCAGUCAUCCUGAGCGUAGAGGUUGAAAACAUCGGAAAAGAGCUGGUGAACGCACUUUGCUUGGCAACCGAUGGUUUGGAUUGCGUCUCUGUAUCGUUGGUGGAUACGCGUGGGAAAAAGUUGACUGUGACCGUUAGAGCGCCAGCUUUACCAGGUGAAGAGUCGGAUAUUGGACUGGUAUUUUAUUAUCGUGGUGAAAAUCUCACAUAUCGUCAAUGGCAGACCGUGGUCUCGUUGCGUCCGGUUCCUUUGUUCGAGUCUUCGGCGGUGUUACUUGAUGAGGUUCAUGGUAUCGUUGCAAUAAAUAUGCGAAAUGUGAUGCCUGCUAAUGAUGCCGCCCUUGCGCGAUGCGAAGUCUUGCGUAUACGUCUUGUAUCCCAAAACAUUAAUGAUAAAGGAUGUUGGACAGAGGUUGAUCACGCGAAUGUCUCACUUCAACCAAUGAAGGUCGGGUCACAAGUGCAACUGGACUGUGAACAGUCAUGCAAUGCAUGUAUUAGAAUAUCUGUACCAUCCGGUGUAAAAAAUGAGGAUUACGGUGUGGAUGGUGUCAGUUGGUGGUUGAGUCCUAUGUCGGUGGAUCCACCAUCUUGGCCUGCUGCUUUACCAAAUGCGUCGAGAAUUGUGGAAGAUUCCCAGCAUCCAUUUGACAACUAUUACCAGCUGGCUAUCUUCUGGAAAGCCAGUGUUGUAGAUAACGAUGGUCACCGUUCCUACACGAAGUUUAGGUUGUGUCAAAUUCCGCUUGAAGUGCUAGUUACGAAUGUUGAUCAUGGGAAGCGCAGUGCUGAUCUCACGUUAAGAUAUAGACCUAAGGUUACGGAAGCUGUAACAUCGCUGACGCAAUUGCCACCUGAAAAUCGUCAGCAAUGGUGGAUUGAUAGAGAAUUGGUUAGGUCUGUGAUCAAAUAUGGCGAAAGUCAUGUCUUUCGUUUCGUCAUCAGCGUUUGUCAACCGUCUGUAUAUGAUGUAGCAGGUUCACAGUUAGUCUUGGAAGCUAUCUUCGAUGACGCUGAUGUCAAGGUUUUCAAGGUAUGCUAG
This is a messenger RNA of Haemonchus placei, 3036 nucleotides long. The record is from the annotation of a GenBank genome assembly. Lineage: Eukaryota; Metazoa; Nematoda; Chromadorea; Rhabditida; Trichostrongylidae.